Molecule: messenger RNA, 1449 nt
Organism: Echinococcus granulosus
Lineage: Eukaryota; Metazoa; Platyhelminthes; Cestoda; Cyclophyllidea; Taeniidae
Exons: 10
Coding region: 1-1449 (482 amino acids)
Source: RefSeq, a predicted model, not a curated record
AUGAGCGGCAAAAGCAAAGAGCUUAAAUUUAUGUUUGGAAUAAAAGUAACAGCUCUUGAAAAGCACAGAAUGGGUCAAACCCCAAAGACUUUAUUUGUUAAUUUUUCGAUUAAUAAACUAGUUCCUGACACUAAAUUAUUAACAAAUAAGAUUUUUUCUCCCAACUUUCCUAAUUUUGUGAGCAUAAUACAACUCGUUUUCAUUUAUUCAGCUGGUAAUAAAAUCAGCGAAAUUUAUUUUUAUUAUUCUGAAACUCCACAAGUCGAAAAGGAGGAAACCUUAUUUAACAAACAAUCCUUUCUGCAAAAGAAUACCAUUUAUAGUCUUGUAGAUGGACGGGAAAAUCUGACAUUCCUUGAUGGGGUCAGGUCUGAAAUAAAAGCCAAAUUAUUUCUUGCCUUCAAUUCUUUUGUGGAAGAAAAUAAAGGGAAGGGAAGAACUCAGUCUUCUUUAUUGCGCCAAAGGAAGUUGAAUAUUCGUACCUUUGACUUAGUGAAUCGAAUAGCCAUUCUUGAUGGGAAAGCUAAUGCAUUCAGUGAAGUAGCUAUGAAUUCAAAUGCUCUGUCUCACAUUGCAUCCACCUUUGCAUUCGCUUUUAGGCUUCGAAAUCUGGUCAUACCAGCCUUCAGCAGUGCAGCCCUAGAUCACAGUGGAUUUGAAUUUGAAACACAACUUGAGAUGCUAAAUCAUCUUUUGCAUAGUGCACCAUUUUGCCUGUGUUCAUCAUUUGAGUUUUGGCCCCCUGGUUACCAUGAAUUCCAAAAUCUGGGUGCUCGAAACCCUACCAAAGAAAUUCAUUUUAUGGCAGUCCAAUUGGCUGAAGUACCAUCGUUUACAGAUGAGCCCUCUCUACUCGAUGUUACACGGGCUCCUGUGAGGAAAACUUGUACCCAGGAAACAACUAGAACCAGUCAUUUGGAAUGGGAAGGAGAGAGAGUGAGGGACACUGAACCAUUUUCAUUCCUCGCACUUCCUCCAUUCGUCCCACUCCAUGUGAUGAUUGUCAUAUUUCGCACAGUCACAUGCUUUAAUGCGAAACAGAAAAAGCGGUAUGAAGCAGAGGCGACCAGGGCUAGAUUUGAUUGCUUUCACCCAACAACAAAAAUAUCUUCCAAAACUACUAAAAGGCAUUGGGUUUUUUUUAAAAAAAAAACAAAAUAUGUGAAAGCAAAUUUUAGAGCACUUCGUUUCAUUACAGAGCUCCCAUUUACUGGUAAAGAAAAAGAAAUACUUACAGGAACCACCAAAACUCCUCUAUCGUGUUUGCAAAGCAAGGAAAAGGAUUUGAUCCGGAUCUUUAUUUCGACUUUAAUGCAACUGAAGCAGCAAACUCAACUACUAUCGUCUACUACUUGUCCUGAUGUUUUCAAUUUUAUGGCAAAAAUACAGAUCAGCAAUUCUGCUGACGGAUAUUUUUCUGACAAAAAUAAGUCAUUAUCUGUAUUUUGA